UUAAAGGGGCGUGGCCCGCCGAGAAGGAGGAGACAAGAUGGCGCCGUCCGUGGGGUGUCGGUGUCUGAGAUUGCUGUUCGGGAUCGCGCCGUGUCGGAGCAGCUUUCUUCACUGUGAAAAUACUGCCCUGAGCCAUUUCCUACAAUCCUUGAGGAAGCCGCCUCUCAGAGCCUUUAGCACAAAUGCCAGAAAAGUCCACACUGCCCCUGCUCGAACCUUGUUCCUGCUGCGCCCCCUGCCUGUUCUGUUUGUGACAGGCAGUGGGUAUGCAGGUUACCGACAGUAUGAGAAGUACAGGGAGCGAGAGCUGGAGAAGCUGGGAUUGGAGAUUCCACCCAAACUUGCUGGUCACUGGGAGCCGCGACCUCUAACCUGCGCCCUGUGAGCCGCCGACCGAACCAAGCCAGGGAAGCGGCCC
Molecule: messenger RNA, 418 nt
Organism: Ceratotherium simum simum (southern white rhinoceros)
Lineage: Eukaryota; Metazoa; Chordata; Mammalia; Perissodactyla; Rhinocerotidae
Source: RefSeq, a predicted model, not a curated record